Molossus molossus (Pallas's mastiff bat) is the source of this 1092-nucleotide messenger RNA. It is a transcript of the gene S100PBP, whose product is annotated as S100P binding protein. Gene Ontology annotation, molecular function: calcium-dependent protein binding. Lineage: Eukaryota; Metazoa; Chordata; Mammalia; Chiroptera; Molossidae. The record is from RefSeq and is a predicted model, not a curated record. The transcript has 5 exons. Gene Ontology annotation, cellular component: nucleus; cytosol. The coding region runs from base 4 to 1077 and encodes 357 amino acids.
GGUAUGAUGUGUUCACUAGUGUCCUCCAGGGGUUCCUUGGAUGAGGACGCAUUGUCUGACUCCUUGUUGGACCUGAGUGAAGGAGAAGAAGAUGAUGGCCAUUUCAGUCUCACAGAGGAAGAGAUAGAGAAGUACUUGAAGGAGGAUGAUCUAUUAGAUGAGGAAGAGGAAAAUUCAUUGGACAGCAAUGGACCGGUAGCUGAGACUCCUGGCCUUUCCGAAUUACCUCAACUAAGUACAUCAGUUGGUCAGGGACCAAGUCCUACGAAACCAUUAAACAGACCCUUUGCACUAGAAAAGAAUCUUGUAAAAUUAACAGUUGUUGCACCAUUUAAUCCAACAGUUUGUGAUGCUGUGCUUGAUAAGGACAAGACUGAUACAUCCAAAGAUAUUGAAAAACCCUCUUCCCUUGGAGAAAAGAUUAGAGAAGAUGGGCUUAGUCCAAAUAAGAGCAAACUUUGCACUAAUUCUGAAGGGAUCAUCCCCAAUAACUCUGCCUGGGAUGGGCCCCCACUUCCUUCUCCUUCAAAUAACUUCCAACAAACUGUCCCUGAUAAAAGUAUGCCUGACAGUAAGAAACCUACACCUAUAUUCUCUCAGAUCUUGGACAAUUCAGAGACUCCUCAUAUAGGGUCAUCCUGGAGAAAUGGAUCCCAUAAAUCAAGUUGUGAAAUGAGGUUUCCAGUUGUUUCCAGUUCAUCAGACAAAGAUAUUCUUGACAAGGAUUCUGGGAAGCUGAAAGUCCCUGAGAGAAUAGGCAAAGUCAUUCCUGUUCUGCAGGCCAAAACAAGGACUAACAUUCCAACAUUUUCACAAUCAGAUCUAGAACGGAAGAAGCAAACGUAUGUUAGGAGUGUCUUUGCUCACAUAAAAGACUCAGUGGACUCUAACCAAGGUGCCUUGGUGGAACUGUGUUCUUUGAUGGAUCAAGUUCAUCAUGUGCAUAACCAUCCACAUCCUUCGGACCUCACCAUUCGAAACUAUGCCCGGUUCCGACAGAAACCUCUGGAAAGAUACAGUCUGACUCAGUGGGUUGACCGGAACAAGCGAAGCCACCAACGGUUCCAGAGUCUCUAAGAUAUCCAGUACAGU